Messenger RNA from Postia placenta MAD-698-R-SB12, 3180 nucleotides. RefSeq lists its product as hypothetical. The coding region runs from base 1 to 3180 and encodes 1059 amino acids. Gene Ontology annotation, biological process: response to oxidative stress. The record is from RefSeq and is a predicted model, not a curated record. Gene Ontology annotation, molecular function: heme binding; iron ion binding; peroxidase activity. NCBI's taxonomy places the organism in Eukaryota, Fungi, Basidiomycota, Agaricomycetes, Polyporales, Adustoporiaceae. The transcript is spliced from 29 exons.
AUGUCUGCACGUAUGAGUCGACUCUCUUCUUUCUCCUCAACUGUGGAUAACGACGCUGUGCGCGGCGAGCAAGAAGCCGCCGCCCAUGCACAGAAGCUCCUCCAGAACUUCAGGGAAGAGAUCAAGAAGGGAGAGGCCAAGUAUGAUAUGUCCACCUUGUCGAGCAUCAUUGAUCUGCUCAGGCAUCCUGACGGAAUCGACGACCGUAAGAUGCUGCUCGAGCACGUCCUGGUCUAUCUCUCCAAUCACUCCGAGGGCAGCCUUGGCGCGAAGCUCCAGCAAGCCACAGUGGAACUCCUCUACAACGACUUGCCCCACCCCCCAGAGACGUUCGUAGGGAACGAGUACUCCUGGCGCACAGCGGACGGCUCCAACAACAACCCAGCCUAUCCCGACCUGGGAAAGGCGCGCACGCCCUACGCGCGGAGCGUCCAGCAGACCCACCCGCUGCCUCGCAACGAGCUGCCCGACGCUGGCCUCGUCUUCGACACCCUCCUGCGGCGCGAGGGAUUUACGAAACACCCCGCGGGACUGUCAAGCAUGAUGUUCGCCUUUGCAGCGCUCGUCAUCCACUCGGUGUUCCGGACGUCCCACGAGAACGUCAGCAUCAACGAGACCUCCUCCUACGUCGACCUCGCGCCUCUGUACGGCAACAACCAGGAGGCCCAGGACAAGAUCCGCGUGCGCGACGGCCGCGGGCUCCUGCACCCCGACACCUUCGCCGAGGACAGGCUGCUCCUGCUGCCGCCCGCGGUCUGCGUUCUCCUUGUGCUCUUCAACCGCAACCACAACUACAUCGCAAAGAUGCUCCUCGAGCUGAACGAGCGGGGGACCUACGCCGACCCGUCCACGCUGCCCGCCGGCGACCCCACGCGCGCGUCCGCGCUGCUCGCGCAGGAAGAGGACAUCUUCCAGACCGCGCGCCUCGUCAACUGCGCGUGGUUCGCGUCGGUCGUGUUCUCGGACUACUUCAGCGCGAUCCUCGGGCUCGUGCGGGACGGCAACAGCUGGAGCUUGAACCCGUUCGGGGAAAUCAGGGAGCUGGACCACGGGAUUUUCGAGCGCAGCCGGGGAAACGCCUGCAGUGUCGAGUUCAACUGUCUGUACCGCUGGCACGCGACGACCUCGCAGCAGGACGAACAGUGGGUCGAGCAGCUGUUCGGCCAGAUCUUCCCCGACCAGACGUGGGACAAGAUCACGAUCAAGGACUUCAAGCAAACCGCCAAGAAGCUCCAAGCGACGGAGCCGGACGUCACGCAGUGGACAUUCGGAAACUUGAAGCGUCAGGACGGGACGCUGACGUUCAAGGACGAGCAGCUGGCGGACAUUAUCCAGAAUGCGACCGCGCACCCCGCCGGCGCUUUCAGGGCGCGCGGCACCCCGCACGUCAUGCGAUUGCACGAGAUCAUGGGGAUCGAGUCCAACAGACAGUGGGGCUGCUGCUCGCUGAACGACUUUCGGAAGUUCCUGGGUUUGAAGACGUACUCGACCUUCCUCGAGUGGAAUUCUGACCCCGAGAUUGCCUCCGCGGCUGAGAAGCUCUAUGGCCACAUCGACCGGCUCGAGCUCUACGUCGGCCUGCAAGCAGAAGCCGCCAAGCCGGUCAUCGAGGGCGCAGGCCUGUGCCCUGGGUACACGAUCAGUCGCGCUAUCCUCAGCGACGCGAUUGCGCUCACCCGGGGUGACCGCUUCUUCACCGCGGACUAUACGCCGUUCAACAUGACCUGCUGGGGCUUUGCGGACUGCCAGCGGGAUCCCAACGCGCCGGGCUACGGCAGCAUGCUCGGCAAGCUCUUCUUGCGGACGCUGCCCGGCCAGUUCACCAGCAACAGCACGUACACGUGGUUCCCCCUCAUGACGCCCGAGGCGAUGCAGACGGUCUUGACGAAGCUGGGCGACGUCGCGCUGUACAACUUGAACCGGCCCGCGACGAUCGCCCCCGUCCCGGUGGUCAGGGACUACGCGGACGUGGCGCAGGUGUUGGGCGACGAGCAGCAGUUCACCGCGCGGUAUGCCAGCCGUGCCGGGCGGGUGAUCAGCGGGCGCGGCUUCUUCAUGGCGUCGGACGACCCCGCGCGGGCGGAGCGGGAGCAGCGCGCGCUCGUCGGCGUCCUGGCGGAGUCCACGGACAAGAUCACGGGCUUCUUCUACGAGAAGACGCGCGAGCUGAUGCAGCGCGAGUCGUAUGCGCUGGUGCAGUCGAGCACGCGCGCCGUGGACAUCGUGCGGGACGUGCUCAAGUACGUGCCCAUCCACUGGGCGAGCGAACUCGCGGGGAUACGGCUCAAGUCGAGCGCCACCGCCGAGGGCGAUUACACCCCGCAGGAGCUCUUUGAUACGGUGUCCGACAUCUAUUCGUUCCUCUUCCUGGACGUCGAUGCGUCCAAACUGCUCAAGCUCGAACAGAAGGUCAAGGCUGACGUCGAGAAGCUCCUUGGUAUCAUCAGGAACGCGUCUGGCGGGGGCUCGAGGCUGUCGAUAGUCGGCUUCGUGGAGACGAUUGCCGAGAUGUUCCUCGGUCAGAAGAAGAGCGACUUUGACGAGCUGCGGGAGCGCCUCGCAGUCCUGGGCUACUCGUCAAACACGCUUGCGAACACCAUCCUGGCGGUGCUCGUGGGUGCAACGGUGGAGUUAUCACAAGCUAACAUCAACGUGAUCAACUUCUAUCUCGACGAGAAUAAGCCGACGGAUGUGCAGGUCCUGGCGUCCAAACCCAGCUUCGACGCGAAGGACGAGGCGCUCCUGCAGGGCUUUGUCAACGAGGCUCUUCGCUUCGACCCUCCGUUCCGCGGCGUGUACCGGCAAGCGACGCGCCCGACCGCUGUGGGCACUCAAUCGGUGAAGUCGGGCGAGACCGUGUUCUUGGACAUCGCGAGCGCGCGCAUGGAUCCGCGCGUCUUCGUGGACCCCACCACCGUCGAUCCCCGCCGAAGCGGGGCGGAGCGGUACCUGCUGGGCGACGGCGUGUCGAGGUGUCUCGGGCGGGAUCUGUCUACCAAGAUCAUGGGCAGCGUGGUUCGUGCGGUGUUUAGCUACAAGCAUCUCCGCCGCGGGCCGGGACAGUCUGGCGCGCUCAAGCGCUACAAGACGGACGCGUCGGAGACGAGUACAUAUAUGUACCUCUCGCCGACGCAGGAGCUGACGCCGUGGACGCCGUCGAUGGUCGUGCAGUUUGACUAG